Molecule: messenger RNA, 522 nt
Organism: Glossina fuscipes
Lineage: Eukaryota; Metazoa; Arthropoda; Insecta; Diptera; Glossinidae
Product: enoyl-CoA hydratase domain-containing protein 2, mitochondrial-like
Exons: 2
Coding region: 1-522 (173 amino acids)
Source: RefSeq, a predicted model, not a curated record
AUGACCAAUGAACCCGAAAGUACUAUCAACACGGAAAUCCUUAUGAUGCCUGAAGGAUCUGUGGGGGCCACACGACGCCAAUUCUGCAAACCUGUAGUGUGUGGCAUUCAAGUUGAAUGCAUGGCCAAUGGUUUGGAGUUGUCAUUAAUGUGCGAUUUACGAGUUAUGGAACAGUCUGCAGUGUUGAGUUUUUUUAAUCAUCGAUACGGCUUACCUGUAAUAGAUGAUGGUACUGCCCGUCUUCCAGCUAGGAUUGGGCUAUCGCGUUCUCUUGAUUUAAUUCUGACUGGACGGGAAGUACGUGCUGAGGAAGCUUAUAUAAUAGGUAUGGCGAACCGUGUAGUUCCGCCACGUGACGAUAUGAACGACGCUUUAGAAUUAGAAAAAAUUUUCGUUUCCAACAGCUUUCAACAAGCCAUGCAGGACGAGACUAUGCACACCUCUAAAAUUGCAAGUAAUGAAAUGCAUAGAGGCUUCAAGUGGUUUAAUAAAACUUUUAAAGACGAUAACACAGUUAGUUAG